This is a messenger RNA of Cercopithifilaria johnstoni, 270 nucleotides long. Lineage: Eukaryota; Metazoa; Nematoda; Chromadorea; Rhabditida; Onchocercidae. The record is from the annotation of a GenBank genome assembly.
AUGAUGUUGACUUUACAAAUGUUAGGAAUGAUGACGACUUCCGGCUUUCUUCUUCUUCUUUCGCAUCAUACCCCAUUAAAGCCUUCUUGUCAUACUCAUCGAGAAAAUGGGUGGGUAAAAAUUGGAUCAGAAGAGGAAGAAGCAGAAGAAGCAGAUGCCACAACCGCCGGUAUGGUAUUGAUUCUUGCAAAUAGCAUUGCGAAGAUAGCUUCGAUAUACAAGCAACAAAAUUAUAGAGUGCUGCUUUUAAUUUUUGCAAAAUCAGUAUAG